Uranotaenia lowii is the source of this 4709-nucleotide messenger RNA. RefSeq lists its product as uncharacterized. The transcript has 8 exons. Gene Ontology annotation, cellular component: MLL3/4 complex. Bases 1 to 4527 code for a protein of 1508 amino acids. The record is from RefSeq and is a predicted model, not a curated record. NCBI's taxonomy places the organism in Eukaryota, Metazoa, Arthropoda, Insecta, Diptera, Culicidae.
AUGAUAUAUGGGAACUUUACACCUGUCAAUAAUUUUUUUUUCGAUAGGCUUUGUGUGUCAGUGUGUCCAAAACAUGCCGCCCUGCGAUGUACAUCCGCCUCACAGGCACUUCACAUUAUGGACCUCUGUUCCCAUGGGGGAGUGUCUCUAAGCAGCAGUGAUCGAUCGCCGAUUCCACCCUUGGAGUGGAUAAACAUCUCCACCGACGAUGGCAGCAAAGAGCGCAUCACCUUCGGGGAUGUCGAAUGUCGACUGGAGAUAACGGUCCAGGGAAAAACACGAGGCUCCGUGUCCUUCUUCGGCGAUGAAGAUUCAGCCGAUUUCAUCGAUUGCAGCCUGGAGGAACCUCCCACAAAGUCGAGUUCCAUAACAAAAUCAGUUCAACAAACAUCGAACUGCUCCGUCAGCUCACUCAAGUCGAACAAUGUUUCCUCAUUGUCAGUUGAUCCGGCAGAAAGUUCCCUUCUUCCAGAGGGCAGUUUUUGCAUUCCCGCUACACAACAGCUGGACGAUACUUUUGCAAACAGCAGCAUUCCCACUUCUACCGUUGUACCAGCUAUCAAAAUCCAAGUCGACAAGUGCACGACCAACAAAAAAGAUAACGAGACCGCCGAAGAAGAUGAUGAUGACGAUAUGUUCUUCAUCCCGGAGACCCAGGAAAUAAAUACCGGCCUGGACGCCAAUGAGUCGGAAAUCAUCGAACCGAUCGCCAACACCAUCGGGGAAGGUGACAAGGACGAUGAUUUCCUUCGGUUCGAAACCGAAGACGACGAAAAUACCGGCGAUGGUAUGUUCAACAAUCCUUUUGUUGAACAGUCUCAGAACCUACUGCAAAACUUGGACGAAUCCUACAAACGAGAUGAGAGACGCAAAUCAAUCGCACCGGACCGGUCGGUCGAUUCGAUUUCGUUCCACGGUAAACUUCCGGCGGCUGACGAAACCGACUGCGAUCUGAGUAAAUUGGUGUGGUCCGAAUCGCGGAAUACCAGCAAAGCCACAUCGUCGGUACACGAGAUCAGUAGUGGUUCUCAUCAAGUUCCCAGAGAAGGUUCCGUCACGCCGGAUUUGGACUUUGAUCGACCACCGUCGGCGCCGAAAUGCUCCCUUCAAACGGACGGCCGUCAAUCGGGUCGAUCAAACUCCGUCACACCGGAUCUGGAUUUCGAUCGUGUUAGCCCUAAUCAGGAACCGGUUACGGCAACAGCAAGCAAGUUGCGACUAAGCAAAUCAGUUUCUCAACAAUCUAUGGAAGACAAAAAACGGAAGGAAGAAGAACAAACGGCAAAACGAGACCAGUCAGUAACCCCGGAGCUUAACUUCGAUGAUGAAAAUGUAGAAGUAAAGGGUACCGAUGAAAAGAAGGGGGCGGAUGAGGAGGAUGAUGACGGUGGAGAUAUUUCGUUGAAUCAGGAAGGAUUCGUCGAUCCGUACGAUAUAGCUACGCAGGCCAUCGUCGAGGCAGAAUUGGUGAAGCCCAAAAAGAAAAAAGUCCCCGUAAAAGCACCGCAACCGGAUGCCAACGGUCUACUGCAUGUUGGCGAUGGAAAAACUUUGAUUCCUUUCAAGUCGAACUUUAGAAAAACUUCUUUCAAAAUGAUGGUGCUUCUGCGGAGUGGGGAGAAACGAGAAAUUACCUGCACCGUGCCUAAACAGAGUUGCAGCGCCGAAGAGCUGCUGGAACAAGUAGGAAUACAAUCACCGAGGAGUGCAGACAUUCAGUGCUUCCUGGUGGUGUCUUCCAACGAUGAUGCCGGCAGCAUCGAUUGUAUCGUUACGGCAGGUGUCGAAGCUUAUCGGGAAACGGCCGAAAGGGCCCUCAUCAAGUACAAACAACAGCAUGCGGUAUCGCAAAGUUCAAGCAAAAGUUCGAGGUCUCUUUCCAGAACGUCGCCAAACUCUUCCGUUUCGAAGAAGCAAAAAAAGUCAAUCGAUCCAUUCGAACUGGCAACACAACUGCUACGAUCACCCAGCCGUGAUGAACCUGCUGACGCGUACGACCUUCUAACUCAAGCUUUGCCACAAGAUGAUACCGUACCGCUGGAUUUGCCAUCUCCGUCAAAAUCUCCGGAACCAACCGAAGACGGAGAUGUGUACGAUCUUCAAACGCAACCUAUGAUGUCCAACAGCUUCAAAGUUCCUUCUAGCUCAUCGUACGACUUGCUGACCCAAAAAUUGUCUGCCAAAAAGCUCAAAGAAGCGAAAUCCUUGCGCAAGGUUGCUAUUCACUUGACCGACCUUCGGGAGAAUAAGCAGAAUAAAUCCAUGCGUCGCAAUAAGGAAAUGGAUCUCGAUGCAUUCGUCCUAGAAACGCAACCUUUACAAUUGGAAAAGCCCAACGGAAAUGUUGCAGACGAUGACGACGCCUAUGACCUCCAAACGCAACCUUUGACAUCGCACCCGAAUCAUAACGAUACGAUACCGUUGGACCUCGGUGAACCAUCGCCAAAGAAGGCAAAAACGGUACCCACACGUUCGGAAGACCAAGAUCCGUACGAUUUGCUUACACAGCCACUGAAGGCAACGGCAUCUCACGCCAGCUCCGAUGAUGGCGGAGACGAUGGUUGUGAAAUCAAUGGUACAUUUCGACCACCGGCUAACAGUACCUGCCGUCAGUCGGUACUGAUCCGAGGAAUUCCGGAAGAGUCGGAUGAAGAGUCUAAAGAGGUUGUGCUGUCGAAGGACUCGUUGAACAUUUCACCAUCUUCCGAGAAGGAAAAUCGAGUGACAAUGAAUCAGCAACGGCAAAAGAAGCGCAAGCAUUCCAAGGAUGGUUCUGGGGAUAAAGUUGCGGCGGCAGUUGUGAAGCGAUCGGUUUCUUCGAUUGUGAUGACGCAGGAAAGCGAUUUCGAAGGCUUUAGUCAAAUGGAAAACGUCGGGGAUGAAGAUUUGGACGACGAUUUUUGUCUGGCAGCUACCAUCCCCAUCGGUGGCGAAGAGAGUGUCAAAAGUUCUUCAUCGAAGACUGACGUCAACGAACCCGAACCCGUGUUUAAAGUACCGGACAAUCGUACUCUUAUUCCUUCUACAAGCAAGAACCCGGCAAAGGGUUUCGAAACUCCUAAAGCAAAAUCACGCAAACCAUCGAGCAGUCGUGAUUCCGAAGAUACCCUUUCGUUUGAUUUCAACACCCCUGAGCAUCCGAUCUUGAAGGCGGCCAGCCGGGAGAACCUUGCCAUAUCGGAUAUGAUAAAAGCUUCUCAGAAGAAAGCGGACCGCGUGACCGCGAGGAACAAGUACAUUUUCGGUGACAGUUCCGAUGAAGAUGAGCUUCCCGAGGACCCGGUGUUCAAAAAACAAGACAGUAAAAUUGAAGUUAUGGUUUACGAUAAAGAUUCUAAACCAGCUGUGAAAAGCCGGGAGAAAAAAUCAGCUAACAGCAAUCGUACUAAGAAGAGAAAAACUUCGGACGAAACCGAAGAGGACAACAAAAGUACAAGCUCAUCCAGAUCGGGACGGUCUACCCGGUCGAAAACGGAUUCCUGUGCUAGUCAUACCUCUUCGAAGUCCUCAGUUGAUGAAUCGGUAGAUUAUCAAUCUACAACCAGUGAAACAAAGCCCACGAGGCAUAGGAAAGCCAAGGCUGAUGAAGAUACUAGCACUUCAUCUUCGACCAAACCUGCCAAGAAAGAAAAAAUCAAGCCGAAGGAUGAAAUUGCGCCUCCUCCGCCACCACCCGCCAAACGUUUUGCUCGUACUAAACGUGCUGCUUCAACUCUAUCGGAAGCCUCAUCGGAACCAAAAACUUCCUCCAAAUCGGUCAAUCGAACGGCUCCAGUGGGAAGAUCGAAAAAAACGGCAAAAAACACAAAAUUGAACACCUCAACAGUCUUGAUAUCUUCUGAAGACGAAGAAGAGGAAUCGAGUGCCACCAGUGCCAGUGGAGCAACCACCGAUGACGGAUCGGAAUCAUCGGGCAGCCGGACCCGAACCCGGGCGCCCAAACCCAAGCUCAUGUUCACCAAAAUGAGCCCGGAACCCUACAAGCAGAUCAUCACCCGUGCCGGAGGAACCAUAGUGGACUUGCCGGAAAUGGCAUCGGUCCUGGUGUCGGAUCGUGUCUACCGAACGUACAAAUUCCUGUGUGCCAUCGGGAAAGGCAUCCCGAUCGUCGGUCAACCCUACCUGGACCUGGUACAGUCGGAACGCCGAUUUGUGGACCCCUGGGAGCACAUUCUGCAGGACCAGGACAUGGAACGGCGCUUCAAGUUCAAUCUGAAGAAAUCUCUCACGCUGGCUCGGGAGGCGAAACUGUUCCAGGAUUAUUCCGUAUUCGUGACGCCCAGUACAAAACCACCGCCGGAUGAACUGAAAUUGAUAGUGGCCAGUGCUGGUGGUCGGGUCCCUAAAUUUCCCAGCCAACAUCCAAAGUAUGCCGACAAACUUUUCGCGAUAUCCGAUGUGCAGGAUAAAGACAUGUGGCCCAAGCUGCGGCAGCUCUACCCCACAAUCGAAAUAAUCAGCACCGAGGGGUUUAUGCUGUCGAUAAUGCAGCACUACAAAAACUUCCGCAACUAUCGGCUAACCUAGUAGUAUGCAUGAUGAAGGAUCGAAUUAACUGUCGUCUAUCUGUUUUGUUUUUACUGUUUUACUCAAAAUUACUGUUUCAACAAGUUGGUGCUGUCUUUUUUUUAAAACAUCACUCAACUUUAUUGCAUUUAUUGUAAAUAUAUGACCAAGCGAUUGAAACAAGAAUCUCAAUUUAAAGUUUU